AUGCCCCAGAGUCAAGGUCCCGGCCAGGUUUCCCCGCGUCCUGGCUGUGCGCCCCGCCUCAGUCUCCUGCUCUGUCAAACGAGGAAGCAGUCCCCGCGCGUGGCCGGGCUGGGGCGCGAGCAGGGUGGGCCGGGCAGGCGGCGGCCGCGGGGCUCUGGCCCGGCUCCCGGGCCCCGGCGCGGCGGCAGCUCCCGCCCCUUCCACGCGGCCGCUCCGGGAGAGUGUCUGCGACCGCAGUGGACCCGGGGAGAGGAGGAGCCACCACCCACCUCGGCGCCCGGGGGCUCCGGGCUCGAGCCCGCGCAGUGCCGACCGCAGGGGGCGCCACGAGGCCGCGGUUGGGCCUCCCUGGCGGCUGCAGCUACCCGGCAGAGAGGGGCGGCGCGGGGCCGCGGCGGAAGUCUCGGCCGCUCCCGAGCCCGAGCGUCCCGCCCCGCCGCAGUCGGGCAGCCGGGACCCUCGCGGGUGUUUGGGGCGCUUGGGGUCGCGCCCCCGCCGAACGAGGCCCAGGCCCAGACGGACGCGCGGGCAUCUGAUCGUCGACCCUCCCGGUGCACCGUGGCCCCCGCAAGGCCUUCCCGCCGUGGCCCCUUCUCCGGCCCCCAUGGCUGCGCCAUCCUCGCUGUCGGGGAAGCUCAGACGCUGCUGACGCCAGGCCCAGUGGUGAAGCCACAGCGUCUCCUCCUGGGGACACUGGGAAGUGGGGGCUUCCUUCUCCCCUGGGAGCUGCAGCGCCUCAAGAAGCCAACCCUGUCCCACUCAGCAGGGCUGCCAGGGGCCUGA
This is a messenger RNA of Rangifer tarandus platyrhynchus (Svalbard reindeer), 783 nucleotides long. NCBI's taxonomy places the organism in Eukaryota, Metazoa, Chordata, Mammalia, Artiodactyla, Cervidae. The record is from the annotation of a GenBank genome assembly.